ACCAAAUCUCGAUUUCGCUCCUUUUGUUCCUUCUCAAAAUUUUCUCAUUCUCUCUCGAGGCAAACAUGCAAUUUAAAACCCUAAUCCUUCCUUCUUCGAUUCCUCUCUCAAAUUCUAAUUCCAGAGUCCUCUCUAAAUCUUCCACACUCUUCAAUCAAUUGAACCGGAGACAUAUCUCGGCAUUCCAAGCUCGCAUUGAUGUCUCUCGUUUACCUUCGAAGUUGCUCUCGUUCAAAUCAAAACGUUACCGCGUUCCGCUUAGAAACAAUUGUGGUAGCCCUAGUCACGAACUGGUUAGUGAUAACCGGGAAAUCGCGAUUGAAAGUGACGGUACAGUUGAAUUGAUUUCAUUGAUCAAAGAGGGAGCACAUGAAGAAGAAGAAAUAUUGGAGGUUAAGCCAAAUGAGUUAGCGAAUAAGAGCAUAUGGAAUCAAGUGAAGGAGAUUAUGAUGUUUACGGGACCCGCCACGGGACUUUGGAUGUGUGGACCGUUGAUGAGUCUCAUUGACACCGCUGUUGUUGGUCAGGGAAGCUCAAUUGAACUUGCUGCUUUAGGUCCUGCGACGGUUUUAUGCGAUUACAUAAGUUAUAUGUUCAUGUUCCUUUCUAUUGCUACAUCAAAUUUGGUUGCUACUUCGCUUGCCAGACAGGAUAAAAAUGAAGUGCAGCAUCAAAUAUCUAUACUGCUAUUUCUUGCGUUGGCCUGUGGCUUCUUCAUGCUAUUGUUUACAAAAUUUUUUGGUCCAUGGAUGUUAACUGCUUUUACGGGACCAAAGAAUUUGGAUAUCGUACCUGCAGCAAAUACUUAUGUUCAGAUUCGAGGAUUAGCAUGGCCUGCAGUACUUGUUGGAUGGGUUGCUCAAAGUGCCAGCCUCGGCAUGAAAGAUCCGUGGGGACCUUUGAAGGCCUUGGCAGUUGCCAGUGCUAUAAAUGGCAUUGGUGAUGUGGUCCUGUGCAGUUUGUUAGGCUAUGGUAUUGCUGGUGCAGCAUGGGCAACAAUGGUUUCGCAGGUUGUUGCAGGUUAUAUGAUGAUUGAAGCUCUGAACAAGAAAGGAUAUAAUGGAUAUGCGUUCUCUGUUCCUUCAUCCAACGAGCUUCUCACAAUAUUUGGUCUUGCUGCUCCUGUGUUUCUAACAAUGACAGCAAAGGUGGCAUUUUAUACCCUCAUCAUAUAUUUUGCUACAUCUAUGGGUACACAUACUGUUGCUGCUCAUCAGGUUAUGCUACAAACAUAUAGCAUGAGUACAGUGUGGGGUGAGCCUCUCUCUCAAACUGCACAAUCGUUUAUGCCUGAGUUGCUAUAUGGUGCAAAUCGAAGCUUGGAAAAGGCUAGAAUGUUGCUAAAGUCACUAGUGAUGAUUGGAGCUACACUGGGAUUGGCAUUAGGCAUCAUUGGAACAUCUGUUCCUUGGUUGUUCCCCUAUAUCUUUACACCUGAUCAGAAGGUCAUACAAGAGAUGCACAAAGUGUUGAUACCGUACUUUCUUGCAUUGGUUGUGACACCCAGCACUCAUAGCCUUGAGGGAACAUUGCUGGCUGGACGAGAUCUUAAAUUUAUUAGCUUGUCAAUGAGUGGAUGCUUUGCGUUUGGUGCUCUUGUCCUCAUGUUUGUUAGCAGCAGAGGUUAUGGUUUGGCAGGCUGCUGGUUUGCACUUGUCGGAUUUCAAUGGGCCCGAUUCUCCCUUUCACUCACGCGCCUUCUGUCUCCUGACGGCAUUCUUUAUUCUGAAGAUUUGAGCCGGGAUAAAAAUGAGAAACUGAGAGCAGUGUAGUCUAGAGAAUCUCAAGGGCUCCCAUGUAUCAACUUCAGACCAGAAUUCGAACGAAGCAAUUGUAGUCUUAAGGAUUUCCCGUCCAUCAACCAUCAUGCUUCUCUCCAACGUGUUAAAAGUAAAAUUACUGAAGAUACUGUGUACUUGUCGUAGCUGCUGAUGACGAGAUUGUAUCAUUCUUUGAUGCCUUGGUGAGGGUACAUAAGAAGUAAUCCCCACCUUGGGGCUGUGAUAAGUUUUGAAAUUCACAGCUAAUGGCAUUUGUAAUUGCUGUUUACCAGGAGGUUACAAACUGUGUAAAAACGCAUUAAGUUUGUAGGAGUACAGAGAAAUUAGGGAAAAGCUUGUACCAUUUGGUGAGUGGUUCACUGUUUCUCCUUGUGGAUA
Messenger RNA from Tripterygium wilfordii, 2159 nucleotides. Its product is annotated as protein DETOXIFICATION 46, chloroplastic-like. Gene Ontology annotation, biological process: transmembrane transport. The transcript is spliced from 14 exons. Bases 66 to 1772 code for a protein of 568 amino acids. Lineage: Eukaryota; Viridiplantae; Streptophyta; Magnoliopsida; Celastrales; Celastraceae. The record is from RefSeq and is a predicted model, not a curated record. Gene Ontology annotation, molecular function: xenobiotic transmembrane transporter activity; antiporter activity. Gene Ontology annotation, cellular component: membrane.